Messenger RNA from Episyrphus balteatus (marmalade hoverfly), 3580 nucleotides. Its product is annotated as protein tramtrack, alpha isoform. Bases 1202 to 2932 code for a protein of 576 amino acids. The transcript has 4 exons. The record is from RefSeq and is a predicted model, not a curated record. Gene Ontology annotation, biological process: regulation of transcription by RNA polymerase II. Gene Ontology annotation, molecular function: protein binding. Lineage: Eukaryota; Metazoa; Arthropoda; Insecta; Diptera; Syrphidae. Gene Ontology annotation, cellular component: nucleus.
AUAAAAUUAAGAUAAGUACAUUGGGACAAGACUCUUUUUUGAGUACAUCGCCAAGUUACGACCGCGAUGGACAUUCAAUUUUCCACAGAAAAAUAUCCUCUUCUUCGGUUCGGCGAGUGAGUGUCAUAUCUACGAAUGAAAUGACUUUCGGAUUCACACUAAUUCGCCGUGGUUGUUAUAGUUUAGUGCAAUAUUUUAAAUAAUUAAAGGGUUUUUUCCAUCAUUGAUCAAAAAAAAAAAAAAAAAUUUUUUCGAAUACGAAAUUUUUGUUUUAUGUUGACAAAAUUUUUGACUUAAAAUGCGAAUCGACGAGAAAAGUGUGACAACGUCUGAUAUGUUAGUCAUCCUCCAGCUCAAUACUUUAACCUAUUAAUAGUACAGCCGGGCUGGAUUUGAAUUUUUGAAAAAAAAAAAAAAUAUUUUUAAAUAUUUUACCUACGAAAAUAUUAUUUUUGUCACAAGUUCGGUCAGAAAAAAAAAUUAUUUGGAACCAAAGAACUCUUUCGACAGUUUUGAGUGAAUUCGGACCACAUUUGGAAAAAAAAUUUACAAAUUCGGAGUCGAUUUGCUUCGUUUUUGACAAUUUUUUUUUUUUUUUGAAAAAAAGAAAAAAAAACCGGUAAAAAUAGCCCUUGUGCCUGCACGUACUCUACUUGUACAAUUGUAAAUUUAAAUAGAUUUUUUUGUAUAUUUAUAUAUUUAUAUAGUGUGAAGAACAAUUUAAAUUUAUUCGUAAAUAAAAAUAAAAAUAAUAAUAUAAAUACAUUUUUAAGUGUCUUUUCGCUCUAUUCUACUAUACUCUGGUGCAGUCUUUUUUUUUUUCUUUUCUAAUUUACAAAUACAUUUAAUUGCAUCCAUGAUGAUGGCAUGCUGGUAAUACAAAUGUAUUUUAUCACAAGAGCGAGUCUCUAAAUUUUGUUGUUCUGAUUUUUUUUUUUUUUAAUUUUAGUUUAGUGCAACACAAUUAAAUAAUAUUAAAUAUAGAAUAAAUAGUGUAUGCGUAAUAGCAACAAAAAAAAAUUAAAUAAAUAAACUCAAAAGUGAGUGUCGAACAAGUGUCCUAGAAAAAUCUAAAUUUGCGCGCGGUUUUUUUCAAAACCAAAUGUUAAAAAACUCACAAAUACAACAAAAAAGUUUGAUAACAACAAGAUAAGAUAUAAAAUCAUUCCCGUAAAAGGCUAACAACAAUAUCUAUUUUAAUAUGGAACACCUUAAUGCUGGAUCAUCCUCAAGACAGGAGCAUCAUCAUCAGCAAUUUUGCCUGAGAUGGCACAAUCAUCAGACUAGUCUACUAAGUUCUCUGCCUAUUCUCCUGGAUCAAUCACAUCUCACCGAUGUUACACUAUCAGCUGAAGGACGAACACUACGUGCACAUCGUGUUGUUCUAAGUGCAUGUAGUACAUUCUUUUUGGAGCUAUUUCGAGCGUUAGACUCAUCAAAUCAUCCGGUAAUCAUAAUACCUGGAGCAUCAUUUGCUGCUAUUGUAGCACUCUUAACGUUCAUGUAUUCAGGUGAAGUAAAUGUUUUCGAAGAACAAAUACCUACACUUUUGAAUCUAGCUGAAACCCUAGGAAUAAAAGGAUUAGCAGAUGUCCAAAGUAAUAUGCACAAUUCAAAUGCAGCAAAAAAGCGACAAGACUUCACACCCGUUGCACCUCCCGUGCAACCACAAAUACCACCCCAAGCACUAAAAGACGAAGAAAUACCAUCACCCACACUACCAUCAUUACCACCCCCCUCAUCACCCCUCAUAACGAAUAAGCUUCCGACACCUUUGGAAAAUUUCUUUCUCAAGUCGUUGCAAUUCUAUCCAAAUCUCAUACCACAACCAUUGAAUUUUUCACAAUCCGCCCUCAAUAAGACAUCGGAAUUCUUGGCGAAAUACCAACAACAAUGUGGCAUGUACCGUUCAGCUGUUAAGGAGACUGAUAACUUCAACCUACCAACCCAUCAAUCUCUUAACGACGACAGUAGUGGCUACAAUAAACGAACGAACAGUGGAGAAAAAAAGACAAAAGACGUUAAACGAAUCGACAAGAUUGUGGAGAACUUACGUUGUGCUUCGCAAUCUCUUAAACUUCCUGAUACUGCGGCAGCUCAAGUUGCUAGAAGCUAUCCAGAUAUUGUUGCAAGAUCUCCAUCAUCACCUCUGGCUCAACAAGCACCUUCAUUUCCAACCAAAACGAUGCCUAAUUUUUCUGCAGCUCUUGGUGGAAGUAAUAUUUCGAAUAGCCCAACAAUUGCGUCGUCAGUAAAAGAUGAACAAGAAAAACCAUCAUCACUGACUUCAGAUCGUCCAGGAAAUUCGACACCAAAUAGUUCGACAACACAAAAUGCUGUUGGAUGCCCUGCAACAGGUGGCAAUCAGCAAGAGACUAUUAUGGAUAAACCUGCUUCAAGCCCUCAGUCGAAAAUUUCGAAUUCAAAGCUUUAUGCAACGUGUUUCAUUUGUCACAAGCAACUUAGCAAUCAAUAUAAUUUGCGCGUGCAUUUAGAAACUCAUCAGAAUGUCAGAUACGCUUGUAACGUUUGUUCUCACGUAUCCCGAAGUAAGGAUGCCCUUCGAAAACAUGUUUCGUAUCGACAUCCUGGUGCUCCGAGUCCUUGUGAAACAGAAGCACGACGAAAACGAGCUAAAGGUUUGAGUACAGCCUUUCCCCUAGCGACAUCUUCUGAACAAGAACAAAUGGCAGCUCAAUUAAACCCAUCAGCCUUCAUGUUUAUGCCAAAUCAAUUUCAUCUACCUGCAGGAGUCGUCCCUCCUGUGCAGAUGGCUGCUCCACUUCCGACAACAACUGUCCCUCCCAAUUCAACAACAGGAAACGAUUCUCCGAUGAUUAAACGAGAAAGUACACCGACUUCACCGUCAAACGAUCAUCAACAGAACUCAACCACGCCCUUUCCUACUACUGACAGUGCUGCCAAGCCAUAGGACAUAGUCACACGUUUGUCCCUUUCACCCCCGUCCAAUCAUAUCCUAUUGAUUAGUAUUUCAUCCCCGGCUGUGAUAGUACAGAAGAUCUGAUUUAUUUUCAUUUUAAAAAUAAACAAAAAAUAAUAAAAGAAAUUAUAAAUGCGAACACCCACCACUAUCGAUAUAGAGUUUAUCUAAAGUCUUCCAAUUGUUAUAGAGUCCUUAUAGUUACUUAUUUAACCAAAGAACACAACUUUAUUUAAAAUAUUAUUUAUAUACGAGAUAUCUUAUAGACUUACUUAAGACAAUCUCUAAACUUAAGCCCUAUGAGCCUACAGUUGAAAUCUUCAUAAAAGGUAUACGAUCGUUAAUUUAUAUUUUGUUAAAUAUUUUUUUUUUUAUUUGUUAGUAAUUUUUUUGUUUUGUUGUUUUGAUUGAUCCUUUUGGGUCCUUGAGUUCUUUAUACCUUUUUACAAAAAAAAAAAAAAAACAAACACUUUACACUAAAAAAAUAAAUGACUUUACAUAAGUUUCAUUAUUUCACUAUAAGAAAUUUUGUAACUUUGUUAUAUAAGUCGAGAGCACACAAAAAAGACAAUUGUUUACCUGUUUAAUUUAUUUUGUUAUGUUUAAAAAUUUAAGUAUUGCUUAUUGAUGUCACAUUUA